AUGUCAGAGCUACAUAAAUUAAGUUAUUGGGAAGAAAUAUAUAAAAAUGAAAAAAAAAAUUAUGAAGAAUCAAACAUUGAAUUGGAAGAAUGGUUUGAAGAAAAUUGUGAUAAAAUAAUAAACUGGAUUGAAACUAAUUUCAAAGAACAAAAAAAUAUAGCAAUUCUUGAUAUAGGAUGCGGAAAUGGGUUAUUUUUAUAUAAAUUAUAUGAAAAAGGAUUUGUAAAUUUACAUGGUUUAGAUUUUUCAAAUACUGCUAUUGAAUUAUCUAAAAAGCUCUUUAAUAAUAUAAAUAUAAAUUUAGAAGUUUUAGAUAUUUGUAACAUUGAAAAGGAGAUACAUAAAUCAAAAUUAAAUAAAAAUUAUAAUUUAUUAAAUGAUAAGGGAACAUUUGAUAUAUUUUUCAUGAAUAAUAAAGAAAAUGAAUAUUUUAAACAAAUUUCUUUUUUCUUACAAAUAAAUACUGUUUUUUGUAUUACUUCAUGUAACGCUUGCAAAGAAGAAAUAUUACAAAUUAUUAAAAAUUUUAAUGAUAAUAAUAAUUAUAAAUUUAAAUUAUCAUUAAUUGAUGAAAUAUCUUAUGAAACUAUAUCAUUCUCAGGUAAAACUGGUCAAAUCAUUACUACUUUAAUUUUUAGGUGUUUAUAA
Molecule: messenger RNA, 648 nt
Organism: Plasmodium gallinaceum
Lineage: Eukaryota; Apicomplexa; Aconoidasida; Haemosporida; Plasmodiidae
Product: methyltransferase, putative
Exons: 1
Coding region: 1-648 (215 amino acids)
Biological process (GO): peptidyl-lysine monomethylation; peptidyl-lysine dimethylation
Cellular component (GO): cytoplasm
Molecular function (GO): protein-lysine N-methyltransferase activity
Source: RefSeq, a predicted model, not a curated record